Acanthisitta chloris (rifleman) is the source of this 477-nucleotide messenger RNA. RefSeq names its product family with sequence similarity 219, member B (gene FAM219B). NCBI's taxonomy places the organism in Eukaryota, Metazoa, Chordata, Aves, Passeriformes, Acanthisittidae. The transcript has 5 exons. The annotation marks the transcript as partial. The record is from RefSeq and is a predicted model, not a curated record.
CUGAUUUGGACUGAAAGCAAAAGGCUGACUAAGGUGACGGAUGUGGUCGAGAAAAGAGGACCAUACAUCAUGAGCAAACCUCCCUCCAUCCAGGCCAAGCUGAAGCGGCAGCGCGAGCUGGCGAAGGCAGCACUGCGCAGGCAGGGGCUGCUGGGGGCACCCACCGCCCCGAAACUGGCACCUAAAAGGUCGGUGAAGUUUAACAAGGGCUACACAGCACUCAGCCAGACAGCAGAUGAAAACCUGGUCUCCCUGGACUCAGACAGUGACGGGGAGCCAGGAUCCAGAGGUUCCUCAGGAUACUCCUCCGCCGAGCAGGUGAACCAGGACCUGAGCCGGCAGCUGCUGCAGGAUGGAUACCACCUGGACGAGGUCCCAGAUGAUGAAGACCUGGAUCUCAUCCCCCCCAAACCUGUUGCCUCCUCUUCUUGCCCCUGUUGUUGUUUUGGAGAAAAUCUCUCCUGUGUGAUCCAGUAG